Molecule: messenger RNA, 1879 nt
Organism: Amblyraja radiata (thorny skate)
Lineage: Eukaryota; Metazoa; Chordata; Chondrichthyes; Rajiformes; Rajidae
Exons: 5
Coding region: 6-1835 (609 amino acids)
Biological process (GO): nucleosome assembly
Cellular component (GO): nucleosome
Molecular function (GO): structural constituent of chromatin; protein heterodimerization activity; DNA binding
Source: RefSeq, a predicted model, not a curated record
GCACAAUGGCCCGGACCAAGCAGACAGCGCGCAAAUCGACCGGAGGGAAAGCUCCUCGCAAACAACUGGCGACCAAAGCGGCGCGGAAGAGCGCUCCAGCCACGGGCGGAGUGAAGAAGCCUCACCGCUACCGGCCCGGCACCGUGGCUUUGCGGGAGAUCCGGCGCUACCAGAAAUCCACCGAGCUGCUCAUCCGUAAACUGCCCUUCCAGCGCCUGGUGCGUGAGAUCGCUCAGGACUUCAAGACAGACCUGCGCUUCCAGAGCUCGGCCGUCAUGGCCCUGCAGGAGGCCAGCGAGGCUUACCUGGUGGGGCUCUUUGAGGACACCAACCUGUGCGCCAUCCACGCCAAGCGAGUCACCAUCAUGCCCAAAGACAUCCAGCUGGCCCGCCGCAUCCGCGGGGAGCGCGCUCUGAUUCUCAGAAUCUUUCGAAUCAUCUUUGAUGGCAUUGUUCCAGGCCUCUCAGGUGCCAGCUUCCUGACUGUGAGAGAUCACUUGUGCAGAGUUGCUGAUAUGAGCGAGACCGCAGCCGCCGAAGCGGCUCCUCCGCCCGCCCAAACCAAGGCUCCCAAGAAGAAGGCGGCGGCCGCCCGGAAAAAGACCGCCGGUCCCAAGCUGGGGGAACGGAUCGACAAGAUUGUUGCGGAUUGCCAGGAACGGCGAGGAAUGUCCCUGGUGGCGGUAUCGAAGGGACUGGUCGCCUGCGGUAUCGAUGUUGAAAAGUACCACAAGCUCAUCAAGGUGACCAUCAAGAGGAAAUUGGAAACCGGCUCCCUGGUUCAGACCAAGGGCAAGGGCGCCUCGGGCUCCUUCAAGGCCGCUGCGAAAGAAGGCGCCGUGAAAAUGGCAAAGAAACCAGCGUCCAAGGUUUCGAAGACCAAAAAUCCGACCGUCAAAAAAACCCCGUCCAAGAAACCACCGGCAAAGAAAAUAUCCAAGAAAACUGUAAACAAAAAAUCUCCCGCCAAGAGAGUUGGGGUAAAGAAAUCUCCCGCCAAGAAAGUUGGGGUCAAGAAACCAACACCUAAGAGACCGGUGGCUAAGAAAUCAGCUGCCAAGAAGGCGGCGCCCAAGAGCCCCAGGAAGGCCCCAGUAACAAAGGUGAAAGUGGUCAAGACAGGGAAAGGAGGCAAAGGACUGGGCAAAGGCGGAGCCAAACGGCAUCGCAAAGUACUUCGCGAUAAUAUCCAAGGCAUCACCAAACCAGCUAUCCGCCGCCUGGCUCGGCGUGGCGGUGUCAAGCGAAUCUCUGGUCUCAUCUACGAGGAGACCCGUGGGGUGCUGAAGGUUUUCUUGGAGAAUGUGAUCAGGGAUGCGGUCACCUACACCGAGCACGCCAAGCGUAAGACGGUCACUGCCAUGGAUGUGGUGUACGCUCUGAAACGCCAGGGCCGCACUCUCUAUGGCUUCGGCGGAAGCACAAUGGCCCGGACCAAGCAGACAGCGCGCAAAUCGACCGGAGGGAAAGCUCCUCGCAAACAACUGGCGACCAAAGCGGCGCGGAAGAGCGCUCCAGCCACGGGCGGAGUGAAGAAGCCUCACCGCUACCGGCCCGGCACCGUGGCUUUGCGGGAGAUCCGGCGCUACCAGAAAUCCACCGAGCUGCUCAUCCGUAAACUGCCCUUCCAGCGCCUGGUGCGUGAGAUCGCUCAGGACUUCAAGACAGACCUGCGCUUCCAGAGCUCGGCCGUCAUGGCCCUGCAGGAGGCCAGCGAGGCUUACCUGGUGGGGCUCUUUGAGGACACCAACCUGUGCGCCAUCCACGCCAAGCGAGUCACCAUCAUGCCCAAAGACAUCCAGCUGGCCCGCCGCAUCCGCGGGGAGCGCGCUUAAACUCCGAACCAAGGACAACAAAAGGCUCUUUUAAGAGCCACCAA